Molecule: messenger RNA, 7949 nt
Organism: Chlamydomonas reinhardtii
Lineage: Eukaryota; Viridiplantae; Chlorophyta; Chlorophyceae; Chlamydomonadales; Chlamydomonadaceae
Exons: 23
Coding region: 459-6719 (2086 amino acids)
Biological process (GO): potassium ion transport; transmembrane transport
Cellular component (GO): membrane
Molecular function (GO): protein binding; voltage-gated potassium channel activity
Source: RefSeq, a predicted model, not a curated record
ACCGAGCAGGGCCCGCCGGGUCGCUUUUGCACCGAGGACCUUAGAAGCUAAUGCACAAGGACACUAGCACUACUGCAAUAGCUCCGUUGCGACCCGUCAGGGCCUGCCUGGAUACCUAACUUGGCACCAGAGUUCACCAUCCGUUGUCCCGUCCUCUCUUUCUAUGCACAUCGAUAUUUUCAGGCGUGCUUAAGCUGCAAUGAUAGUCAUGCUGGUAGUCUAGACAGAGACUAGGUUUCAGCAGCGGAGUCGCGUAGUGCCAGGACAUGGUGGCCGUGACGCCGCAUAGUGGCACAGACUCGCCAUCGGCGCACGCGGGAACAAAGGGGCGCGCAAGAUACGAUGAGGCGUCUUUGCAGCGCUUGGAAACGGCCUCAUCACACGAUGGCUCUGUGCGGAGCCGUGCGGGGGAGGUCGCUCCAAAGCAGGCAUGGACGGGCCAUGCACCGGACAAGGCAAUGGCCCGCUAUCACGCAACAAUGCACCGCUCCGUGGCCGCUGCCGCCGCAAACGCCGCGCUCGCGCAGGACCGCAGCCAUAUGGGCAGUCGAGGGGGCGGCUACGGCUCCGUUCACGGCGGCGGCUCGACGCACAGCGGCGGCGGCUCCCAUCACGGCAGCGGCGGCGGUGGCUCCCGGCACGGCGGUGGCGGUGGCGGUGGCGGGGCCGGGGGCGGGGGCUCGCGCCACGGCGGCCCCUGGGGGCUGCUUGGAAGAGGGGGCACUGGCGCCGGAGACCAGGACGCACGCACAUGGUCUCAGUGGUGGCGGGACCUGUGGCUGCAGCUGCUGAUCCACCCCGGCAGCAUCCGGUACCAGCGGUGGUUCUACUUCAGCGUCACAGUGUCGCUUCUGGCGGGUUGGCUGGAGCCGUAUCACAUGGCGUUUGGCGGCCGCACCCGCCUCAAGGACGCGCCCUUGGGCUUCUGGGCCAUUUCCGAGUACAUGGCUGUCAUUGUGUUUACGGCGGACCUGGUCGCCAAGUUCUUCGUGGCCUUCUUCGACGGCGACACAGGCAUGCUGGUCACCUCGCCGGCACGCAUCGCACGCAGCUACGUCUUCAGUCUCAAGUUCGUGUUCGACCUGGUGUCGGCGGUGCCAUUGGACUGGCUGGUGCUAGACCCCAUGAUGGCGGCGGGGGUGUCGCCGCAGCAGGUGGCGGGCGCCAGCUUCAUCAAGAUGAUACAGCUGGUCCGGCUGUACCGGCUGUUUGAGUUCUUCCACCUGCUGGACUACAGCCUGGCCCUGAGCCAGGGCGCACUCAUGGUGGUGCGCAACACCACAUACGUCUUCUACGUCACACACUGGGCGGCGUGCAUGUUCUACCUGAUUGCCCAGGUGGAGGGCCUCAGCGACGACUCCUGGGUGGGCCGCAACGCGGAGCGCUUCGAGGGCGCGCCCGCAGUGGACCAAUACCUUCUGUCGCUGUACUUCAGCGUCAGCGCCUUCACGGGCCUGGGCGAUGGCUCCCUGUACGCGGGCACGGUGCCGGAGUCGGCGUUCAUGAUUGUUUACCUGCUGUUCAACCUGUUUCUGGGCGCCUACAUUCUGGGCACGGUCACCAUGCUGGUGGUGAAGGGCGACGAGCGCAGCAAGCAGUUCCGAGAGCGCAUGUACACUCUGGCUGACUUCAGCAAGACCAACGAGCUGCCGCAGAGCCUCCACUCCGCCAUGAAGGAGCAUUUGGAUGUGACAUUCCAUGCCGAGCACGCCAGCGAUGAGCAGGUCCUGGCCAUCUACCCCACCACCAUCCGCCGCAAGGUGCUUCGCCACCUGUACCUGCAGCCGGUCAAGGGCUGCUACCUGUUUAAGGGCUGCAAGCAGAGGUUUCUGGACGCCUUCCUCACAGCCGCGCGAGUGGAGCUGUUUAUGCCGGGGGUGCAGAUUCUGACGCCUGGCGACAACGUGAGCGAGCUGCUGCUGAUUGUGUCCGGCGAGGUGGCGGUGGCGCAACACCGACUCAACAUUGCAGCUGCUUACGGAGCCUUCGCAGCCUCCGCAGGCGGCGCCAGCGCACAGGAGGACGCAUCCUCACACCACACCACCACCACGCACUACGCCGCAGCCACCGCCAGCGCUGCGCAUCAGCUGAAACAUGGCGGGCUGCUCCCGAGGGCGGACGCAGGGCACCGGCCGUUCACGGCUGUCGGCGACAGCGCCCAUCAGCCCGCCGCUGGCGGCUCGCGCCAUCGUGUUAGCGUCCUUCCAAGCGGGGUUGUGGGCAUGGCAGCAGACGCAUCCACGCACAGCAGUGCAUUUGGGUACGGCAGCACCGCCAGCGGGGUGACCCACGACGCAAGCACGCGCAGCGGCUACGGCGGCGGCGACGGGGGCCGCCGCAUUCCGGGCAGCGCCUUUUUCAGCUUCAUCAGUAACGGGCUGGACGGUUGGACUCAUAAGGGCCAUGCCAAUGGCGGCGGCGGCGGAUCUGGAGGCCAGGAGCUUGUACGGCCGCAGACGCAGCAGGGCGGUCCUGCAGGUGGAGCCCGUUCGCUGCGCUUCCCGCCCCCCGCCGCCACCGCGCCCCUCCCCGCCACCGGAAACCCUCCAACCGGGACCGCCGCGCCUGGUGGCGGCCGUGUGGGCUCGGCGGUGAGCAACGGCGGCGCCCCAGACUCCUCGACGCACGGCUCCUCCGUGCACAGCGGUGUUGCGGCAUUUGACGACGGCGGCAAUGUGCAGCUGCGCAGCGCUGGCUCGCCAAUGGCUGAAGUGCCCUACUUCACAGACGUGCCCAGCCACGAGGGCGUCACGAGCACCACGGUGGUCCGCGCCCUCAGCCUGCCCAAGGCCGCAUGGGAGCUGCUGGUGGAGCAGUUCCCGGCGCAGGCCCGCAUCGUGCUGGAGAACUUGCAGGCGCGGCACGAGGGCGAGAUGUACACGGCGCUGCACAAUGCCGCGCUGCACAGCCAGCUGACGGCGGAGCAGCUGGGCACGGCGGUGGCGCUGAUCAAGGCCAAGGACGGCCUGGACAGCGUGGACCCGCAGCUGGUGGCGGAGACACGAGCUGCGCUGACGCAGUCUCAGAUGGACCAGCUCAUCCGCCUGGACGACGUGCGGGCGCUGGUGCGGGCGCACGUGCGCAAGGUGGACCAGAUGAGGACCUACCGCUUCCUGCAGCAGGCGUCAGGGGGUGAUGCAGAGACCCUGCGCUCCAUGCUCAACCAAGGCAUGAGCCCCAACGCGGCGGACUACGAUGGGCGCACCGGGCUCAUGCUGGCGGCGGCGUCCGGACACGAGGAGGUCGUACGGCUAUUGUUGGACCACGGAGCCAAAGCCGACCAGCAGGAUCGCUUUGGCAACAGUGCCAUGUUUGAGGCGGUCAAGGCCGGUCAUGACAAAGUGAUUGACCUGCUGCUGGGCUACGGUGCAUCAAUCGGUAUGGACGGGCUCUCCGUCGCGGGCACCAUGUGCACCGCCGUGUUCGAGGGAGACCUUGUCAAGCUGCAGCGGCUGCUCAAGGCGGGCGCGCCGCCGGAUGCCUGCGACUACGACAAGCGCUGCGCGCUGCACAUCGCCGGCGCCGAGGGCAACCUGGCUGCGGUCAAGCUGCUGGUGGAGGAGGGCGGCGCGGACCCCGGCUUCCAGGACCGCUGGGGCAACACGGCGCUGGACGAGGCGCGGCGUGUGGGCGCCGCACCUGUGGUGGCGUACCUGGAGCGGCUGAUGUCGGCAGAUGGCCGGGCUGCGGCGGACGAGCGCUGGCGCCGCACCGCCAAGCGGGAUUUCCUGUCCGCCGCCGCCACCGGGGACACGGAGCGCCUGGCAAGGCUGCUGGGCGGCGGCGCGCCGCCGCCGUGUGCGCACACGGCGCUGCUCAUGGCAGCCAGCGAGGGACGCGCGGACGUCAUCACGGCGCUGGCGCGCUGGAGUGGCGGCGGCGUCGUCGCACGUGCCGGCGGCCUCGCGCUGCUGGAGGCGGCGGACAUGGGCCACGUGGGCGCAGUGCGGGCGUUACGCCGCGUGGGAGCGCACCUGUUACAGCCGCAGGCGCCGCAGACAACCGGCGCGGCUGCUAAAGCUUUUGUGGAAGAUGGUGCUGGUGCUACAGCCACGCCCGGUGUGGGUCAGGGUCAGCUGCAGGCGUUGCUGUACGGCGCCGUGACGCGCGGUGACCUGAGGGUCGUGGCGGCGCUGCUGGAGGCGGGCGUGCGCGUGCCGGAUGCUGCUACUGCCGUCUCGAGCGGCAGUAGCACCAGCGUUGAAAGCAGCACCGGCAGUAGCGGCGGCGUCAGGGUGGACACGGUACUGCAUGUGGCCGCAAGCAGUGGUGAUCUGGAGCUUGUACGGCUGCUUGUGGAGGUGGGCGGGGCGCCGGCAGCGGCGACCAACGCAGACGGCGCCAGUGCCGCCGCACUGGCGACGGCAGCCGCGGCGCGGCACGUGGGCAGCCGCAACCACCGCGACGUUUCCGAAUACCUGGCAUGGGUGCUGGGGCAUCAGCAGCAGCAGGGUAGCGCCGCUGAUGGUUUAGGCGACAGUAGCGUUGGCAGUGGCAGCAAUGCAAUUGGCAGGCCAGCGGCGCCGCUUGCGCCGCCGCUGGGGACAGUGAUGACGGAAGCGACGGCGACGGAGGCGGUGGCCGCAGCCGCAAUUGCAAAGUAUGGGCCGUUGCCGGACUACGCCAGUGAUGACGGCGAAUUGGGCGUCAGUGGGAAGCACAACCCGCGCAAGGCCCGGCACGCACAGAAGAGCAAGGCUAAAGUGGUUGCCUACGUAGACUCGAGCUGCAGCAGCGACAGCAGCGACCGCGAGGCGCCGGCAGCUGGAGGCGGCAAGCGGGGCGUCAGCGCCGGUCGGCGUCAGAGCCAGGGCGGCUUUGGCAGCCGCAGUGGCCUCGGCCGCGUCAGCAGCAUGCGCAUGUUGGCGCAGGGGCCCCGUGACGACGCCAUCACCCUGCUGCUGCACGGCAAGUUCGGCACAGGCGCCGGCAGUGCCGCCUCCACGCCCACCGCCACGGCGUCAGGUCACGUGGCGGGUGCUGCUUGCGGCGGCGGCGGCGCUGCCGCCGCUGCACUACCACCUGCACUGCCCGGUAUUGUGAGCCAGCAGGUCUUGGCUGCAGGCGAGUCCGCGUCUGAGCCAGCUGCUACUGCAGGUGCCGCAAUGACCGGCGGCGGCGCGUCGGAAGCACGGGGCGUCUUCCGGGUGCCUUCUUCAGACCUGCUGCUUGCCGUGGAGCCCGCGUCUACAGCACCACCAGCGUCCCGGGAUGAUUCUGGUAGAGGAGGCCGCGUGGGAGGCGACGGGGCCGUUGGUGCCAGUGGUAGUGCCGGUGCCGGCAACAGCAGCCGGCUGCGGAGUGCCCUGAAGCCGCAGCGCAGCAUGCGCCCUGCUGACGCGGCACCAGCGGCAGCGGCACCGGCGGGUAGCAAUAGCGCCGUUGUGGCAGCCCCGAAUGCGAUCGCACGCGUGGAUUCGACCGCGUCUGUGGGGCGUGGCGCGCACUGGCAGGAUCUGCUGCAAGAGGCCGGCGGCGACCCAGCAGGCGGCAUACACGUGGCCGCGGCGGCAGCUGCAGCUGGCACGACAGCCGGGGCCACAGUCGCUGCGCAAGGCGCUCUGGGCGUCAGCAGCCAUGUGGCAGGCAGCCCCGCCGCCUCCCUGCACGUGCCACAGCCGGCGUUCAGCAGGUCCUCAGCGCCUGUCGUGGGCCCUUUGCCAUCGCCCACGGCUGCAGCCGCAAGCGGGCGCAUGGGCCCACGGCUGUCGGGGGUGGUGCACUCGGCCGGCGAAGAGCGCACUGGGUCUCCAUCCUCGCGUUCCGGGCUACCGCCGCCGCCGCCGAUCCCGCUUGCUGAUGCGGAUGGAGCUACAGCCGCAGCGGGCUGCGCCGCCUCCCCACGUAUGGGCAGCCCUACGCCUGCGGCCCUGUCAGCCCUUCCUGGAGCCGGGUUGGGCGGCGGCGCAGUGGAGUCGGCGCUGCUCCUGGAAGGCGCUGCCAGCCUCUCCAAUGUGGCGGCACCGGUUACUUCGGUUUUUGGCAGGGAGAGCAGUAGUGCUGGUGGCGGCUGUGAUGCAGCGGCGGCGGCAGCGCUGCGCGUGAUUGGCUCGCCUGUACCGGGCCGGCCCGCCGGGGCAGCAGCCGUAGCUGUGGGCCUGAUGCGACAGCCAUCAGAAUCCCAUCCCACCGACCCAUCCGCGUCCGCGCCGCUGCCAAUGCUGCUACCGCCGCAGUCGCCACCGCUGCUACUGGGGACGGCGCCAGCCGUGUCAGUCACUCCCCGGUCCUCGGCUGCGCAGCUACAGGCGCCGCAAUACUACCCGAUGCCGCAGGCACUGCACCAGGCGCCGGCGACGGCAGCGGGACCGACUGGACUUGCGGCAGGUGGUAGUAGCAGCACAACACGGCACGCCGUUGCGUGGGACCGGUCGGUGCCGUCCCCGCGCCAAAGCAUGCGCGGAAGCGCCAACGGCGCAGCGGCCGCAAGCUUGCACACUGCAGCCGCUACCGAUUCCGCACUUGCUGGCGCCACCGCUGAAGGGGGAAGCGAAGUGCUAGCCGUAUCAGCUAGCAGUAAGAGUUUGACGGAAGAGAUGCUGAAGCGAUUGUCGCCUCCCACCCUAACAAGUAUCACUGCUGUGUUAGCUGAUGAUGAGCCCACUUCCUCAGGAGCCAGCGGCGGAGCUCUGUCUGCUGCAAUCGGCGCGUCCACGACAUCACCCUCUGGUGCACCAGCAUUGACGGCUCGCACCGGCGCACAGCUGCCACCGGCAUAGCAACUGACUAAUGCACCUACUCGCGACCAGCAACAGCAUCCAACACCAACGCGGCUGCUCCCCAUGCGCGCAUGGACAGCUUGCCUGCACGCAUUGACCCUUUGUGUUAUCCACGGUAGCUCAUGUAGGCGUUGUCUGCGCCAUGGGCAAGAGGGUGAAGGUUGUGGGCAGUGUGUGGACCUGCACGUGUGGGGUGCGCGUGUGGAGCGCACACCGCCUUACUUUUGAUUGCUUCUCAUGAACACAUGAACCGUGUGCCGCGUAGCAGCGCAGCCUUCAGGGGGAUCGAUGGACGUUUGUGAUCAUCACCAUGCAAUGCUACAGUGUGUAUUGUGACAUAGACUUAUUGCAUAUUCGCGCAUCGGGUGCAGCCCGAGUAGUGCGUGAGUAACUGCCCCUGGCCGUGGCGGCUGAGUCCGCAUGCUCACGCACGUGCACCAAGCCACCACCCUCGGCGUGUUUGAAGGGUUCACAUUAUUCAUUGUGUAUGAUUGCUUUGCAUAUGUGAUACCGCUUUAUCACCAUAGCCUCUGCGUGUCCUUCAUGCGUGUUGUGGACACGGCUGCUGUGCUGCGUGUGUCCCAGACCGCCCCAGUCAUACCGGUAGCCAGGGCCCCCUGCUGAGCGCCCUGGAGCACCCGUGCCCCGUCCCGACCGGCUCCCAUUCCACUUUUACUAGCAGGCCAAUUAACUCGAAACUCAUAAUAGCAUUUCUCGCCUUUACUCUACAUCCUUGACUCUACAACCUUUUAGUACCUGCCAACCCUCACGCACAGAAGACAAGCGGGCUUACGUGCAACUGACGCCUGACUGACGCGCCCUAUGCUUUGCAUUGUGCAUGAAUAGGUGUCCUUUAUACCCCGGAUUGAUGAGUUGCGGCAUGGGAUAAGCGCCUGAGGGGUUGGUUGUGCGUUGGAGAUAGCGUGGGACCUCACGCCGUUUUAGCUUGUCUUUUGCCCUGUCCAGCUUGUUUUUGCCUGUCCAGCUUGCUUAUGUUGUUGACCUUGGAUGAGGACGGUACGGGUGGACGACAUAUUUGCGAAGCAGAAAUAAAUUACACGCGCAGUGAGGGUGGAACAGGCUGGGUGUGCGAUGGGACAGUACCUGACAGUGCAACAGGCUGGGUGAGUACCUUAUAAAUUUACCUCAGGGCCCCGGCAGUUGCGUCAUGCGAAUGCAGCGUGCACCUGAUUGGGUGAUGUUAAUUAUGUUUUGUAACGAAGGCUCGAA